ACAUAAUAUGUCAGCAGUUACUAAUGAACUUUGAAUUUUCCCAACAGACAAAUUAUUGAGUUUCAAAAAAAAUUAUUAUUAAAUUAAAACACUUUAAAAAUCCUAUUGAAAUAAUUAUGAAAAUUAAUUAAUUAAACUUUAGAACAUAAUUCUGCUCGAGAAGAGCAUUAUCGUUAUUAGUCAAAAAUCGUUUGAAUGUAUCGCUUAUUAAUCGUUUCGAGUCAUCUUAUAUACUAAUCGACAUAAUCGAAUAAUUAAUAAUCGAAAUAUUAUAAAAUCCAUGGCUUAUAUUUUUCGUUUCUAACAGAGUACGUUUCAUAUUAAUAUUUUCUUUUUCUCUCUUUCGAUUUUACAUUCGAUUCGAUUCGAUAAAAUGUCCAAAUACGUAUACGACGAAGACAUAUGCCUUCGCAUUCGAUCUUUCAUAACGAGUACGGUUAAGCUUUAAUUUUCAGUCGGGUUCACCAAUCGCUUGAUAACAAAAUAAGAUGAUCGCGUGACUAAACGAUGCUUCGAUGAACCAAAAAGACAUCUGAUAAUGGACGUUACGUCGAAUUAAAAAACAUAGUACGAAUAUGACAGUCUGAUGAUACUUUAGCCGAGAGUUGGUGUGACAGUUCUACAACCCUGAACUUUUUCACUUCUCUCCUCUUUUAUACACACACACACACAGACACACACACACUCUCCCUCUUUUUCCCUCUCUCUUUCUCUCUCCCUGUCUAUCUACCCGUGUUUUCUGUUUCUAUUCCACAUCGUUCUGUACCGCGUAGCCGGACGGAUGAAUCGGGAGUAGUAUAGUCUCUUUGUUCGAAAAGCGUUUACGUUUUGUGACAUAGGAAACUUUGGAAAUCUAGGAUGAACGAUCCGAAAAAUGAGAUGCACUACACGCCACCGACUUCGAAACAGACGAAACCUUUUCCGAUUCGAGGGGAACGAGCAAAUUUCGUAAACAAGCCUCAUGUAAUCGCGAUGGUGGGUUUGCCAGCUCGAGGCAAGACCUAUAUUUCGAAGAAGCUCUGCAGGUAUCUCAAUUGGAUCGGAAUAAACACGAAGGUCUUCAAUCUCGGCGAGUAUAGAAGGCAUGCGACGACUGCCUAUCAAUGCCACGAAUUUUUCCGUGCGGAUAACAUAAAAGCUAUGGCGAUAAGAACACAAUGUGCCGUGGAUGCGUUGAACGACGUUUGUCGUUGGCUCGAGAGUGGCGACGGAGAAGUUGCCGUUUUCGAUGCUACCAAUUCUACUGUGGAUCGACGUAAAAUGAUACACGAUAUUGUUGUAGGAAAGAUGGAUUACAAGCUCUUCUUCGUCGAAUCUGUUUGUAACGAUCCUGAGAUAGUCGAGCAAAAUAUUAUGGAGGUCAAAGUCAGCAGUCCAGAUUAUGCGAAUAUGAAUAAGGAAGAAGUAUUGGCCGAUUUUAUGUUGCGGAUCGAACAUUAUAGGGAAAAAUAUGAGCCACUGGACGAGGAUUAUGAGACUGAUCUGUCCUUUAUGAAAAUCUAUAACACCGGCGAAAAAGUUAUAGUGCACAAACACGAGGGACACAUACAGAGCAGGAUCGUCUACUAUUUGAUGAACAUUCACAUUGUACCUCGUACGAUAUAUCUAACCAGGCAUGGCGAGAGUAUGAUGAAUCUGGAAGGUAGAAUAGGAGGUGACUCGGAUCUUAGUGAAAGAGGUUGGGAGUACGCCAGGGCAUUAGCUACCUUCAUUACCAGUCAGGAUAUUCAGGGUCUAAGAGUAUGGACAAGCUGGUUAAAAAGGACCAUACAGACGGCAGGGGACGUGGAAGCACCUCAGGAAAGAUGGAAGGCCCUCAAUGAGAUCGAUGCCGGAAUUUGCGAAGAGAUGACCUAUGCAGAGAUCGCCGAGAAGUAUCCUACGGAUUUUGCUGCAAGGGACCAAAAUAAAUUCCCCUAUCGUUAUCCACGAGGUGAGAGCUAUGAGGAUUUGGUAGCACGGUUGGAACCCGUGAUAAUGGAAUUGGAAAGGCAAGGCAAUGUUUUGGUCGUCAGUCAUCAAGCGGUAUUACGUUGUCUGCUCGCUUAUUUCUUGGAUAAGAGUUCAGAGGAACUACCGUACCUCCAGGUACCAUUGCAUACCAUCAUUAAAUUGACACCCGUUGCAUAUGGUUGUAAAGUGGAACACAUACGACUACCAAUCGAUGCGGUGGAUACUCAUCGACCAAAACCAAAGAUCCCAGGAUAUUUGGAAGAUCGAUUCAGAAGGAAAGGGAAAGUUCUACGCACGUGAUAACGACCAUUUUAUAAUGCAGCAAGAUCCUAACUGCUCUACUUUCGGUAAUGACAGACAGAGACACAGAGAAAGAAAGGGAGAGAAAAGAAAAGAGAGGGAGAGAGGGAGAGAGAGAGAGAGAGAGAGUGAGGGAGAGAGAGGGAAAGGGAGAGAAAGAGAGAGGGAGGGAGGGAGGCGUUUAGGCGACACAUUGUAUACGGCAGCUGGCUGCCCAUCAUUGAUGAUGACUAUCGUCCCAACUGACUAAUUUUUUUCCUUCUUCUUCGGACGAUGUACAUCAAAGAAUUUCGGCGAAUGUACCUAACGGUAAUCGAUGAUGUAUCUUCAUAAUGUAUCUAUCACACACGUGCGCACAUCUAUAAACGUACGUACACGGAACACAACAUUCAAAUUCUCGACUCAUAGAAACAUAUACACAAACUAUACGAAAUCUAUAAAAGAAGGUCUGCUCAGUCAAUAAUAUUAUCAAGACUCGCGACACUUUGCCUUCAUUCUAGGCAUUUUUCGUGAGUUUAAUCCUAUUUAAUGAUAUUUACUACUGAGGAGUUCCUAAUAAAUUCCUACAUAGGAUUUUAGCACUAUGUUUUUUAUGAAUAUAUUAUAUAUUAUAUAUGGUUAAACGUUCUUUCGAUAUUCAUCGUAUUAUUAACAUAAUAUCAUCUUAAUGAAUAUUUUUUGGUAAUAAAUAUUCUUUGAUAAUAAUCAGCACAGCAAUAACGACUAUAAUCAUUCAAGAAUCCUAAAUCGUGUCUUGCUAAGACAUGAACGGUAAAUUAUCCGAAUAAAUUACUGGCUACUGGUGGUAUUACAUGAUUUGUCGAAUUAAAAUAGCAUCUAAAUUUAUUUACGCCAAGAUGUUGACAAUAUUUGAAAGAACGUUCAUCUAAACCUCCUCUUUUACAUUUUAUGCAAAUGUGUCAGAGAAAGUUGAUAAAAAUAUGCCUUAUAUAUUAGCAUUCCUUUAAAUGAUAAUAAUAGUAAGUCAAGUGAUAAUGCGAAAGUACUUAGAAAGAUAUUUGAAGUGAAUGAAAAAAAGCAAAAAAAAAAAAAUAAUAAUAUUGGUGCGAUGUAAAAAGUUCGAAUGCAAGCGAGGUAUAUGGUGCUUCCAAAAAUUUAUGAUUGGGCAGAUCUGUUAUAUGUAUAAAAAAAAAAUGUAUAUAUACAUGAUUGAUCGUGAAGCGCUUUAGAAAAAUUUGUUGCAUAUAAUAAUAUAGAAAGGGAUGAUAUAUCCUACGUUUUUAUCUCAAACAUCUUUCUUCUUUGGGAAGAUACCGAAAAUUCUUUAAUUAUUGCAAGAAUUUAAUAUAGUUAGGAAAGGAGAACUUUUCGAAAGAUAAUUUUUAUUUCAAUACCAUAGCGUCGUUCUCCUUUUGUAUCAACUUUUAUCUAUCAUCUUUGAAAUUAAGAAAGAUGUUUAAUGUCUGAACGUUAAGUUGCUUAUCCCCCACCCCUCUUGUUAUAUUUCCAUACAAACACAUACACACACAUAUGUAUAUAUAUAUAUAUGCAUGAAUUGUAAGAAAUAUUAGGGCAUUUUUACACGAUCUUAUUGUACAUUCAUAAAUAUGUACUCAUAAAAAUGUUUAAGCGUAAAGAGACAAUGUCUUACGCGAACUGAAAAGCAACAAAUUUCAAGUUGUUAUUAUGAAACUCAAAGAAUGAACAUAUACAUAGCGCGAGCUAUAUAUUUUACGGAUAUUGCAAAAUUUAAAGUACCGAAACCUUAUUUUACGGAUACGUACGUACAUACAUACAUACAUACAUACAUAUAUACGUACAUACAUAAAUAGAUAAAUACAUAAAUAUAUGAAUAUGUAAGUAUAUAUAUAUAAAACAACGCAGCGCUUUUAAUCUCACACAGGCGUAACAGUUUUCUUAGAUUUAUAUAAGAAAACUUAUAGGCCAAAGAAAAUACAUAAACGAUCUGUAGACAUUUUUUUUCGUCAUUUACACUAAAUGCAAGAGCCCUCUAAUUUAUAUUAUCAAAAAAAAAAAAAAAAAAAAAAAAAUAUGUUUCAUCUCCCGCUUUAUACGAAUAUUUUUUCAACGUGUCACUGUAAAUCGUAUAUUUGCGUUAUAUGCCUCGCCAAAGUAUAUAUUUACUCACCCUUUCAAGCUAUAUUAUUUUUUUGUCGGAAGCAGUGCAUUUCACAAAAGAAAAAAAAAAGAAAUAAUUAAAAAGUAAAAAAAUAAAACAGUUUCGAAGGGUGUAAAGUACAAUAUACACGAGUUCUACAUGUAAUUAUAUACAUGUGAUUUUUAUGGAUAUUAAAACUUGACAAUCGGUCUAUUGUUUUUAUUUCUUUUUUUUUUCUUUCUUUUUUUUUUUAAGUUGCGUCACAUAGAUGUUAGUUUUAAACGAGCUUUUGUAUCGUUUUAAUCCUAUUAUGUGUAAUCUAUCACACAUUAUUCGUCUUAAGUAAUAAAAUUGUAAUCAAUAUAUAUAUAUAUAUAUAUACAUAUACAUAUAUAUAUAUACACAUAUAUAUAUACAUAUGUAUAUAUAUGUAUGUAUGUAUAUAUAUAGCAUAUCAUAAAAUAAUUGUAGAAGACAAAUAAAAAUUAGAAUUGUUACUUUCCGAAUAUGAUUUAAUAUACGAAUGUAAUAAUAUCACGUCAUUUACCUUAGAUGAUGAAUGAUCGAUCAAUUGAUCGAUCAAUCUUCACUAUUUAAAUUUUAAAUUAUUUCGAAAUGAAUAAAAAAGAAAAAUAAAAUAAAAAUAAAGACGAUCGAGAAUAAAAUAAUGUCUGCGAGAUUUAUAUUCGAGCGUUGAUCGUAUCGAGAGACGUGUAUAUUUUUUUUUAAAUAAUUCCCAUAGAAAAUACAUAUUUUCGAAAAGGA
Messenger RNA from Vespa crabro (European hornet), 5098 nucleotides. RefSeq names its product 6-phosphofructo-2-kinase/fructose-2,6-bisphosphatase (gene Pfrx). Gene Ontology annotation, cellular component: cytosol. The coding region runs from base 859 to 2253 and encodes 464 amino acids. Gene Ontology annotation, biological process: fructose 2,6-bisphosphate metabolic process; fructose metabolic process. Gene Ontology annotation, molecular function: 6-phosphofructo-2-kinase activity; fructose-2,6-bisphosphate 2-phosphatase activity; ATP binding. The transcript has 7 exons. NCBI's taxonomy places the organism in Eukaryota, Metazoa, Arthropoda, Insecta, Hymenoptera, Vespidae. The record is from RefSeq and is a predicted model, not a curated record.